UUGACACUCUCCCAAGGAUUAAAAUCUUCUUUUGGAGGGCCUGUAAGGGUGUGCUGCCAACAUCCUUGGGUUUGAGCAAGCGAAUUCCAUGCAAAGAUGCAUUGUGUGGAGUGUGUGGGGUGAUGGAUGAAUCGGAGCUACACUGUCUGCGUGACUGUGUUAUAGCUCGUAUGAUAUGGGAUAAAUGUGAAUUGGGGGAGGAGGUGAGAGGAGGUUGCAACAACUUUGGGGAAUAGGCAGUGAAUUGUUUCGAAUGCCUUCCUCGUGAGGAGCAUGGGUUAUUUGCAUCUAUGAAAUAACGUGAUAAUGAAUGUUAGUUUUGUUUAAAAAUUGAACAUUUUAUGUUGUUGUGAGUUUUUUUUUUUUUUUUUUUUUUAAAAAAAAAAUAAAAUAUUUUAGUCUAGGAUUUUACAAAUAUUACAUUUUAAACAUAAAAUUCACUAUUUCUACAAUCGAAAAUACUCCUUUUGCCAUUAGGUCCAAAGUAAAUGAUGAUCAGCUAUUAGGCAUUGAUAUUACAUAGUACAUCAUUACCGGUUUUACAAUAGAAAUUGCUACAAAAUAUUUUUAAUCCAAAGGAGCCAGAAGUCAAAACAAAGUCACACAUUUGAGAGAUCUGAGCUGAUGUCAAAGCUCAAGUCACCCUCUCUUCAACUAAUCAAUAGACAACCUUUAAUUGCAUUAUUCUCUCUCUUUUUUUUUUUUUUAAGGGAGUAUCAGUUCCUCAUUAUAAAAAUGUUUCUCAUAAUGACAUUUUUGAAAAUAAUGUAAUAUUUUUCAUUGGUGGAGACCGCGUAUGUGUCAUGAAUGGGAGCCACAAAUCUUGACACAUACCUCUCACGAUGAGAAAUAGAGAAUUAUCCUUUUUUUUUUUAUAUACCAUUUUUCUCUAUGAAAUAACGUGGCAACCGCUGAUUAGUUCUUGUUUGUGCGGCUCGAUUUGUCAUAUGAAUGCAAAUUUCGGUACUCCCCCAUCACUGUGAUCCGUGACAGUGCAGUAUCUUAAUUCGUCAAUUAUUGAAUAAAUAAUAAAAAAUCACAUAAGAUAACAAAAAUACACACAACUACGGACUACCUACUACAAUUUGUAAAAUUUACAUAAUUGGGUGUAACUUGUAUGCUUAUUGCUUACAAUUACAUUACAAAAUCCAUAUUUGUUACAAUAGUUCAAAAGUUUAAUUUCGAAAAGGGUGAGGUCGGCUACAUGAACCAUGAUUACCUAUCGUGGGUUGUCUAAGUAGUACAAAAUUCAUACCCCAUUUACAAGAUUGAUGAAAGAUUUGAUCUUUUUAAGUUGAUUCUCAGGUAAUUUGAAUUUUGAUAUAUUUUUUUGUUGAGAAAUUUGAUGAAAUAAAAAUGGGAGGAGAUUUGAUUGAAGAGAGUAGUAGUUUGACAUGGGUUGGAAGUGGUGGGAGUGGAACUUCAAGUUGGGUUGAUGACGAUGGAAGUGAAGUGAGUUCAGAAGAAAUGCCAAAUUGGUCAAAAAUGGAUGAAAAUGAAUUUAGGAAUAGAUAUGGUUCUUCUUCUGGGUCUGUGAAAAGAAGGCUUGUGAAAAGGCCUAAAAGAGUUAAUUCUUUAGAUGUUGAAGCUAUGCAGAUUGCUGAAGCUCAUGCUCAUCACACUAAGGAACUAUCUACAUGGCAUACUCUUUCAUUGGCAUUCCAAACUCUUGGUGUGGUGUAUGGCGACGUGGGCACAAGUCCUUUAUAUGUCUUCACUGACGUGUUUAGCAAGGUGCCUAUAACAUCAGAAGUUGAUAUUCUGGGAGCUCUGUCUGUAAUAAUGUAUACGAUAGCCCUUGUGCCCUUGGCAAAAUAUGUAUUUGUAGUGCUUAAAGCUAAUGAUAACGGGGAAGGAGGGACAUUUGCCCUGUAUUCUCUUAUAAGCAGGUACGCCAAAGUGAAUAAGCUUCCAAAUCAACAACAAGCCGACCAACAGAUCUCUAGCUAUAGGCUCAAACUACCCACUCCGGAACUUGAAAGGGCUUUAAACAUUAAAGAGAUUUUGGAAAGGAAAGCUUUCAUGAAAACCCUUCUACUGUUUUUGGUUCUUACAGGAACUUCGUUGAUUAUAGGGGACGGUAUCCUGACUCCGGCUAUGUCAGUUAUGUCAGCUGUUAGUGGUUUGCAGGGCGAGAUAAAGGGAUUUGGUCCUAAUGCUGUAGUCAUUGUUUCGAUGAUCAUCCUGGUUGGAUUAUUCAGCAUACAGCAAUUUGGGACCAGCAAAGUUGGCUUUUCAUUUGCUCCUGCCCUGUCAUUGUGGUUCUUAUCUUUGGCGACUAUUGGAAUCUACAACCUCCUCAAACAUGAUAUUACUGUCCUGAGGGCCCUGAAUCCAGCUUACAUAUACCUUUUCUUUAGGAAGAACGGCGUUCAAGCAUGGUCUUCACUUGGCGGCUGUGUUUUGUGCAUCACAGGAGCUGAAGCAAUGUUUGCUGAUCUAGGCCACUUCUCCGUACGAUCUGUUCAGAUUGCAUUUACUUCUGUUGUGUUCCCCUGCCUUCUGCUGGCUUACAUGGGCCAAGCGGCAUUUUUGAUGAGAUUUCCAGCCUCAGCUGAGCGAGUAUUCUAUGAUAGUGUGCCAGAUGGAUUUUUCAGGCCAGUCUUUGUGAUUGCUACACUUGCUGCCGUUAUUUCCAGUCAGGCUAUGAUAUCUGCUACCUUUUCGGUCAUAAAGCAGGCCAUGGCUCUGGGAUGUUUCCCUAGGCUGAAGGUAAUUCACACCUCGAAGAAGCUGAUGGGUCAGAUAUAUAUCCGCAUCAACUGGUUUCUGAUGGUAAUGUGCCUUAUAGUGGUUGCGACUUUCAGAAAUACCACGGACAUUGCAAAUGCAUAUGGAAUUGCUGAAGUUGGAGUCAUGCUAGUCAGUACUGCCUUGGUGACACUAGUCAUGCUUUUGAUCUGGCAAACUAACAUAUUCCUAGCUCUCGCUUUCCCUAUUGUAUUUGGGACAAUUGAGCUCAUUUAUUUAUCGGCAGUCCUAUCAAAACUCUUGGAGGGUGGUUGGCUUCCUUUAGCCUUUGCUGGGUGUUUCUUACUAGUAAUGUACACCUGGAACUAUGGAAGUGUCCUAAAGUAUCAGAGCGAGGUCAGGGAUAAAAUUUCUAUAGAUUUCAUACAUGAUCUCGGAUCUACUCUUGGAACUGUAAGAGUUCCGGGAAUUGGAUUACUCUACAAUGAGCUAGUUUAUGGCAUUCCUUCCAUUCUAGGGCAGUUUCUUCUAAGCCUUCCUGCCAUUCACUCUACCAUUAUCUUUGUUAGCAUCAAAUAUGUUCCGGUACCUGUAGUACCUCAAGAAGAACGAUUUCUCUUUAGAAGGAUUUGCCCUAGGGACUACCAUAUGUUCCGUUGUGUUGCUCGUUAUGGUUACAAAGAUGUACGAAAGGAAGACCAUCAUUCAUUUGAACAUCUUCUAAUUGAAAGUCUGAAAAAAUUUCUGCACAAUGAGGCCCGAGAUCUUUCUCUUGAGGCCAACAUGAAUGAACUGGAUAUGGACAGUGCUUCAGUGAGAUCAGCAGAUGCAGUAGACCCUGAUGAUGAGCUGCGAGUCCCAUUGAUGCAUGAUCAACGAACAGGAGAGUCAGGACAGCCAUUGAAGUCAGAAGACACCGAGGAGUUGCCAUCGAGUGUUAUGUCAACAGAGGAGGAUCCAAGCUUAGAGUACGAAUUAUCUGCUCUUCGAGAGGCUGUUGAUUCAGGUUUCACAUAUCUGCUAGGAGAUGCAGAUGUCAGAGCAAAGAAAGAAUCUUGGUUCCUUAAGAAGUUGGCCAUCAACUACUUCUAUGCUUUCCUGAGAAAAAAUUGCCGGAGGGGCGCUGCUGUACUGAGAGUUCCACACAUGAAUAUCAUAGAAGUUGGAAUUACAUACAUGGUUUAAUUUCAUGGCAAAUUUACCACAUAAAGAUGUGGGCUUCUUGAGGUUAAUCGUUUAUGGAUUGGCCUUCAAGCAUGUUAUAGUAAUAUAAAUGUGUUUUAUUAUUUAAUUCAAAGGAUCUUUGUUUUGUAAAAUUAAUUUAUAAUAUGGUUGAUUUAUAUCAAUGAGGUCUCGACCUAGAGGUUAAGACU
Chenopodium quinoa (quinoa) is the source of this 4064-nucleotide messenger RNA. Its product is annotated as putative potassium transporter 12. Gene Ontology annotation, cellular component: membrane. The record is from RefSeq and is a predicted model, not a curated record. Gene Ontology annotation, biological process: potassium ion transmembrane transport. Gene Ontology annotation, molecular function: potassium ion transmembrane transporter activity. NCBI's taxonomy places the organism in Eukaryota, Viridiplantae, Streptophyta, Magnoliopsida, Caryophyllales, Amaranthaceae.